CCUUCCUUACAAGCGUGCCAGAACAACUCUCAUGGAAGGAAUUUCCAAAUCCUUAGAUUGUAUCAUUCUACAAAGUUAACUGCACAAUGUAACCGUGCCUGCCUCGUAUCUGUACGUAGGGGGACGAUGGUUUUAUUGGUGAUAGUGUGUUGUGUUUGUCUAGCUAGUACUUGUGUCACGAUGUUGUUGGGUUGGUAAAUUGUCCGACCAUUGUUGUGUGCUCUCAGAGAACCAUAUGAAUGACGAGGCCAGGUCACACAACCUACACCGAGCUGUCCGUUGUUGCCUCCGGCUACCUCGAUGCAGAGUCCUCCCAGGAAUUCAAUACCACAAUCGUAAACCUUGACCCCCGGCCUACCCACAGGGAUGAAGAUGUCAUCCCUAUUAUACUGGGACACGGGGAUACGCCCGUCAAUAAUACCCCUGUGUCGUGCCGUCGCUUUGACGUCACGAGCACUAACAGCGCUGUCUCGAACGCGGUGGACGAUGACGUCAAGGAAAAUGGCGUCAGCGACUCCGACUCGUCACUUGAAGCGCCUCCUGUUGACACUCAGAGGCGCGGCUCCAAGUGGAGCGCGACCAUUCUUUUUGUGGCCUCUGAGGUCCAGCUUAUGCUGAAUCUGGCUGAGUUCUGUCCGGAAGAGGGAUUCGAACACGCUCCUAAAAGGAAGAAACAAGAAAAUUCCGACGACGAGGACGACGAUACCUACGACGACUUCGACUUUAGUGCUCCGGACCACAGUGACCUCUCAGAUAGUGUAGGUGAGGACAGUUCCAGGAACUCAGGUUCCACUGCCAAUACGAUGGAGCUCCAGGCGGUUAUUCCGACAGAUAUUUCCAAGGACCAGUUACAAAACGGCAAGGACCCUCCACGAGACAGUCCAGAUGCCGAGAAGAACUCUCUGUUGUCAGAGAAAGUAGACGAUAUUGACGACAUUCCUGACCGCUACCCAGACGAAGACGAUAUCAAACUUCCAGUAGAGAACUGGGGUAACAAGGCCGACUACCUGUUAGCUGUGAUUGGUUACUCUGUAGACCUCUCCAACGUCUGGAGAUUCCCGUAUCUGGCCUACAAAAAUGGCGGCGGUGCGUUUAUCAUUCCAUAUUUCACUGUAUUACUGCUGGGAGCCAUUCCCGUAUUUAUGAUGGAACUUUCCAUGGGCCAGUACACACAAGAGGGACCUAUAGGUGUCUGGAAAAUGUCUCCGAUUUUUAGGGGUAUCGGGUACGCCUCCUGUCUGAUGGCCUAUAUUGUGGCAUUUUACUACAAUCUCGUCAUAGGCUGGUCGUUCUACUACCUGUUUUCCUCUUUCUCAUUGGUCCUACCUUGGGCCACUUGUUCUCAUGAAUACAACAGCGAUAGAUGCUGGCAGAUUGACUGGGACACCAACAAGACAUACCUGAAUCGUUCAUACGACGCCAACACUUCCGUGUCCUCAGCUUUCGAGUUCUAUGAGAGAGGGAUGCUGGGGCUACAUAAGAGUAAAGGGAUAGGCGACCUAGGUCACAUCAAAUGGGAGCUGGUUCUCUGUGUUCUCCUCACCUUCAUCAUCCUCUACUUUAGUCUCUGGAAAAGUGUCAAGAGUGCUGGAAAGGUCGUGUGGUUUACUGCCACCAUACCCUACCUCAUACUCACCAUUCUCCUCAUUCGGGGUUCUCUACUGCCAGGAGCAGGAGACGGUAUCAAGUACUUUGUCACUCCCAACGUUAGUCGGUUAGGCAACGUCCAGGUUUGGAUUGAUGCGGCUGUGCAGAUUUUCUUCUCCAUAGGUGCAGGCUUUGGGACGCACAUAGCCUACGCCAGCUACAACAAAUUCCACAACAACUGCUUCAGAGAUUGUUUGAUCACGGCGGGAGUGAACAGCUUCACCAGUAUAUUUUCUGGGUUCGUGGUAUUCACCUUUCUUGGCUACAUGGCGGCUAGACAGAACAAAGAUAUCAACGACGUGGCCCAGGACGGGCCCGGACUGGUCUUUAUUGUCUAUCCUGAGGCCAUCGCCACACUGCCUGGCUCUACAGCCUGGGCCAUCAUCUUUUUCUUCAUGCUGGUCACCCUUGGUAUGGACAGUGCGUUUGGUGGUUUGGAGUCGCCUCUGACUGGCCUUGGUAACCAGUUUUACCGCCUGAUCCGGUUCGGCUGGUCACGUGAGAUUCUCACCUUCAUCAUUGUGUGCACCGCUUUCCUCUUCUCAUUACCCUGUACAACUAACGGCGGCAUGUACGUGUUUAAGAUUCUGGACACAUUCGCGGCGGGGACAUCCAUCCUGUUUGCUGUGCUUUGUCAAGUGAUUGCUGUGUCCUGGGUGUACGGUGUGGACCAGUUUUGUCGAGACGUUAAGCAAAUGACCGGAUACACGCCGGGAUUGUACUGGAGAAUCUGCUGGAAAUUCCUUUGUCCAACAUUCCUCUUAAUCCUUGUGAUAUCAAGUUUUUUACAUUACCGACCGCUGAUAUACAAGGGCGGAGGCGGGGUAUACACAUACCCGGCCUAUGCCAACUCCAUAGGGUGGAGCGUCGCCUUCUCAACAAUGGCGCUAAUACCACUCUACGCCAUCUACAAACUCAUCACCACGGAAGGCUCGUUCAAACGUAGACUUGCGCUGUGUAUAUCCCCGACAAGAGAGCACGCCCUCAUAGAAAGAACCGGCGUUGUCCGGCGUUUCAAGAAGGAGCACUGGAUAUCCAUCUAGAAUGCGCUUCCCUACAGAUAACGGUUUACCCAUGUACCAGACAACAGGUUAUGCCACAUGCGGUGAAUGUAUAGUGAAGACAUUGAGUGAUAAUUCACAUAUAAUGGAUACUCCUCCUUUGGCAUAUGAUGUUUAUGCGUAUUCGUUGUAAAAGCUUGUGUAAUACGUACGUGUCCUGUGGUGUACUGACUAAACCGGUGAGACUUGGUUCAACUAGCGACGGAUCAAGGACUAACAAAGACAUGUGUUCACGACAAUGUGUUCACGACAAUGUGGUCACGACAAUGUGUUCACGACAAUGUGGUCACGACAAUGUGUUCACGACAAUGUGUUCUGUAAUGGAAGUCUUGUUUUACAGUCUCCGAAUUAGUGACGGACGUAAAUUUCAUGUUGGUUUAUAUAUACCAGUGUUAUAAUGUGAUAUGUUUUAUGUCAUAUAUAACCGUCGUAGACAGACGCCAAUUGUUACACGUUAUGGUGUUCAUUACUCUAUAACGGCCAUCGCUGUAUUACAAUGAGACGCUUUGAUAGUCGGAUGUAAUAGCGUCCGUCACAGUUGUGUAACGGCCAACUUUGUAGAGUGAUUUGGCACUGCUGUUUGCGUUAGUAUUAGCCAAUCAUAUCUCAGGAUCUCUGACAGUCCUCUGACAUCACCUUAUAAUGAUUAUAUUCCCUCAUGUAUCAUUAAAUAUUCGCAUGUUUUGAAUCCUGACCAUGUUGAACAUUUCCUAUGUAGAAAGCAUAUCAGAUGUACAUCGUGAGCCAUCACGUGAUAACACGGGCCAAUCGUUGUGGAUAGUUAUUAUGUAUAUAAAUUGUGCGUAUAUGAAUGUGUAUGUAAACAUACAUAGUGUUACAAGACACAUGGCUGGUAUCCCUGUGCAUUCAUUAGAAAUAAAUACAUAUUUAAAA
Molecule: messenger RNA, 3602 nt
Organism: Pecten maximus
Lineage: Eukaryota; Metazoa; Mollusca; Bivalvia; Pectinida; Pectinidae
Product: sodium-dependent noradrenaline transporter-like
Exons: 15
Coding region: 240-2690 (816 amino acids)
Biological process (GO): sodium ion transmembrane transport; dopamine uptake involved in synaptic transmission
Cellular component (GO): neuronal cell body membrane; neuron projection; presynaptic membrane
Molecular function (GO): dopamine:sodium symporter activity
Source: RefSeq, a predicted model, not a curated record